Molecule: messenger RNA, 7549 nt
Organism: Pomacea canaliculata
Lineage: Eukaryota; Metazoa; Mollusca; Gastropoda; Architaenioglossa; Ampullariidae
Product: phosphorylase b kinase regulatory subunit beta-like
Exons: 24
Coding region: 201-3416 (1071 amino acids)
Biological process (GO): glycogen metabolic process
Cellular component (GO): phosphorylase kinase complex
Molecular function (GO): calmodulin binding
Source: RefSeq, a predicted model, not a curated record
AGUGCUCUGCCCUUGAUAUAGAGGUUAGUGUUAUGAUUAUGUGUAAACAGGUUACGGUAAGUAGAAUGUCAGAGCCCAUCUAAGAUAUUUCUUUAAAAGGGCAGUAUGCUGAUGGGUGAAUUGCUUAGUGCUUUCGAAAUUUCGCAUAAACACUGACUUCAGAAAAUACCCGUGGUUUAGCAUCCUCAGGACGCCCGAUCAUGUUUCGAGCUCGAGAAGAUUCACGCAUUGGGGACGAGGAAUUCAAGAUGCACUUUCAUCUUCCUCAUAGCGUUAUUGCUGAAAAACUUGAUGGAUUUUACAUUCGUGUGAAGAGACAGAUUCUACAGUAUCAGAGCUGCACAUUAGGACUCUUCCCAGCCAUUGGAUCAAAGAACAAUGCCAACAGAGUGGGAUAUGUUCGAGACAGUAUUUAUUGUGCAAUGGCAGCUUGGGCUCUCUCUCAAGCUUACAGGCGUAUUGACAACGACAAAGGUAGGACACAUGAGCUUGGUCAAGCAAGUGUUAAAUGCAUGAGAGGAAUUUUGUAUUGCUGGAUACGUCAGGCAGAGAAGGUGGAAUUGUUUAAAAGGAAUCAAAGUCCAGAGAAUGCUUUGCAUUCAGCAUUUGACUUGGUUACCGGUGACCCAAUCUUCGGAGACACUGAAUAUGAACAUUUACAGAUUGAUGUUAUUGGUCUGUUUUUGCUAACACUUUCACAGAUGAUUACUUCAGGGCUUCAGGUGGUGUACACCACUGAUGAGGUUAACUUCAUUCAAAAUCUUGUAUUCUAUGUUGAACGAGCCUACCGCACACCAGACUAUGGUAUGUGGGAAAGGGGCAGUAAAUACAACAAUGGAAGCACAGAAAUUCAUGCAAGCUCUAUUGGGAUAGCCAAAGCAGCUCUGGAAGCUGUGAAUGGAUGCAACAUGUUUGGAGAGCAUGGUGCUGCCUGGUCUGUCAUCUUUGCUGACAUUGAUGCACACAACAGAAAUAGAACCAUCUUUGAGACCAUUCUUCCUCGUGAAUCUAACUCUAAGAACACAGAUGCUUCUUUACUGCCUACACUCUGCUGGCCAGCAUUUGCCAUUCAUGAGAACCCCAUCAAAUACAGAGCCAUCAACAAGGUUCUUCGUCGUUUGAAAGGGAAAUUUGGAAUCAAGAGGUUCUUUAGAGAUGGUUAUAAGACUGUGCUGGAGGAUAAAAGCCGUAAAUACUACAAACCAGCAGAGAUCAAGAAUUUUGAUGGCAUUGAGUGUGAAUGGCCACUUUUCUUUGUCUACCUUCUCAUUGACAGUAUUUUCAAGGGAAACAAGGAAGAGCAAGACAUGUACAUGGAGUUAAUCAACCCUCUUCUCUUCAAUUCACAAGAUGGAUGGCUGCUGCCUAUGUAUUAUUAUGUACCCAAAGAUUUAAUUGAGUUGGAGAGGUCACUUGGAAACCAAGAGAGACUACCAUCACCAGAAGGCUCCACAGAUGGAAUCUUCCUAUGGGGGCAAGCUGUAUACCUCAUCAGUCAGAUGCUGUAUGAGGAACUGCUGCUCAUAAACGAGCUGGACGUUGUGAGACGCCAUCUUCCAGCACUAGAGAGACCAAAGUUCAACACUCGUUACUCCACAUUUCAGGGCACUGCACCAGACCUGGUUGUUCAGGUUGUACUUAUUGCAGAGUCUGUAAGGUUGCAGCAGUUAUUAGCAACGUAUGGCAUUCAGACACAAACGCCUCACCAGGUGGAACCAAUUCAAAUAUGGUCACCAAAGGAACUUACAAAAGCUUACUGUAGCCUUGGUUUCAACCAAAAAUUGGGAUUAACAGGUCGUCCCCCACGACCCUUUGGUGUUCUUAGCACCUCAAAGAUAUAUCGAGCUUGUGGAAGAACAGUCAUUUGCUACCCUUUGUUGUUUGAACUGAGCGAUUUUUACCUGGCACAGGACAUGUCUCUUGUAAUGGAUGACUGUAAGAAUGAUAUUGCCUUCCUGUCCAAAUGCUGGAAGCUGUCAGGGCGCCCCACAUGGUGUAUGGUCAUUCGGGAAAAUUACAUCAGGGGACAAAACUUCAAUGAAAUUCUAGACUUGCUGGCACAGUUCAAAAAAGGAUAUGUCAGUGGGGUCCAUGUUAGACUGGGAAAACUUCAGUCAUUCCUGUCCACUGCCUGUACGGAGCACCUGGACUUCCUUAACUCACUACCAGAUACUGACAGCUUUCAGCCCUUUCAAGAAAAGGCUGUCAAGUCAAGCUUCAGGUCACUGACAGAUAUACCAAACAUUGUUGUUUAUGAAGAUGAUUAUUUUCUGGAUGAGAAGGAUGUUCAGUUCAAGUCUACACCUGAGCUGGUGAUGUACUUCAAAUCACUGAAUGGUGUUAUUAAUGCCGCCACAAUCCUAAAAGUUCUGUAUGAACGUGAGGGACCUUUCUUUCGGUUUGAUGGAACUACAGUUGGUGAAUGUUUAGAGAGACUCAUUACAAGAGCAGGUGUGCAGAAGAAGUGGUCUGUUGUGCGCUUGUGUUCAGCACUUCUUGGAAAGCUGGUUGACAGUUUGGCACCAUCUAUCACCACUGUUCUUGUACGAGGAAAACAGAUUACAGUAGGUGUGUUUGGUCAUGAGGAGGAAGUUUUGGACAAACCUGUGAGCCCUAAUGAAUUAAAAGCUAUCUUGUACCGCCAGUGCCUGCCAUAUGACAUUCGGCAGGCUGUGCUUCAGCAAGAACUUAUUCUCGCCAUCGGUGGUCUUAUUGCAAUUCACUCGGAGCUGUUUGAUGGCAUUCUCAAAAUUCGGAUUGGGUGGAUAGUGAGAGCCAUGCAGGUAGAGAUGGAACAAGAGAAGGGGCAACAUGUUGAUAUCUACGCUUUCUCUCCGAACCAGGUCAAAGAGCAGCUGUACAAAGUGCUGACUCGCAACAUAUUAGAAGCUCACCAAAGGACCCCACUUCAGAAACGGCAGCUGGAGGGUGCUUUAAACCGUGUUCCAAAAGACUUUUAUAACAGAGUCUGGGAGAUACUGGAGAAGACACCUGGUGGAAUCAAGGUAGCAGGGUACCUUCUUCCCCAGCAACCCACACAGUCUGACAUGACUAUGUAUGAAAUGAACUUCUCUCUGCUGGUUGAGCAGAUGUUGAGUAAAAUUCCUGACCCUACCUACAGGCAGUUGAUGGUGGAGACUUUCAUGGUGGUUUCAACCAUUUUGGAGCGCAAUCCUGAGCUUGUGUUUCAUCAGUCACUUAACAUGGAUAUGAUCAUCCGUGAAGCAUAUGAUGACUUUCAAAAAGACCUGGGUCAGAUAGAAGGAAGAGAAAAACAAGAUGACAUGCAUCGCUUUUUCAACACCCCUCCAAACACCCAACAUGGCACCACAGGCUAUAUAGCCAAGGCUGUUGUGAAGAAUCUUUUGGAUGGAGAUCUGCGCCAUGUGGCUGAAGACAUGUGCUGUCUCUCAUGAGUUCUUUUAAAUUUUCUUGUGUUGUGUAUUAAUUUUUUUUGUGAGACUUUCGAGAUGUUUGUUACAAGAAGUGUGUUACUUGUAUAUAAUGUUUUAUACAGCAAGUGCAUUAACUGUACAUACUAUUACAAGAUAUAUAGGAAAACUCAGGUUUGCAAAUUGUUUCAUACUCAAAUAUUUAUAAAUUUCAUUCUUUUGCUAAGGCUGGAUAUUUGUGCACUAAUGUAUUUCAUCUUUAGGACUUUUUUUAAUGGAACAUUCAUAAUAAGCAAAUGCUUAUAAACUGUAUACAUUUUAAUAUUUAAUUUUUUUUUAACCUUUUCUUUCUUUAAAAGUGAUCAUGGCUUCAGAAAGAAAACAAAAUAAGUCAUCAGUUUUUAAAGAAGUUAGUUUACCAAAUGAUUGUAUACCCACUUCUGUUUGAUUUACUGUCAGAAAACAAUUUCAGAAGUUCACAUGCAUGCAUUGAGUUGUGUUUUUGUUCUGAAUUUUAUUUAUUUUUCUUUAAUUAUUUUAAAUUGCACUGGACAGUUGUACCCCAUUAUCCAAAUGCAACUUGUGGAAAAUAGGUUUAAUAGAAGGAGCCACAUUUCCAUUUUUAUGGCACCACUCAUUAUGCUAAGAGCUAUGGUAUGCAGUAGCAUCAAAUCCAGUAGGAAGAGUUUGUAAUGGGGUGUGACUGUAUUUUAUUUUGCUACUAGAUAUUGCGUGAUUUUUAAUUCAACAAUAUUUCCUUGUAAAUGUAUUGGUUACUUCUAAUGAUGCAUUAAGAAGUGAUUAAACAUUAUAUAACUCUACUUGCAAUCCCUGUUAGUGUGGUACACAGUACAUAUCUGUAGCUUGAUGCCCAUGGAAUGUAUUUAAGAUGUUUUUUUUAGGACAGGCAAAAGAAUAAAAAGACUAUUUCUUUAACUUGUAACAUUUGUAGCGGCAGUGUAUGGUGACUGUUGCUUAAAAAGGCAAUGGUGUGAUAAUGCAAAAAAAAAAAAAAAAAAAAAAAGACAUUGUAACAUGCUGAAAAUUAAUUAAACUCUUAAAUAUCAGACUCAGUAGUGAUGCUUGUAGGAAAUAGCAUUUAUUGUUUUGGAUGAUAUAUCCAGAUUCAUACACUUCAAAGAUAAACAUUAUACACAAGUGACUGUUCUUCAAAUUUUUUAACACAAUGUACCUUAUUGUGUCUGUUGAUCAUAUUUCAUAUCGUAUUGUAAAUGUUUAGUUUCAGAUGAGACUUUGCUCCGUCCUAUGUUGGCUGUUGGAACAAUAAAAUGUUCUAGCAUAUUUUAGGAUAUUAUAAUAACAUAGCAGAAAAGUAAGCUCACUUGUUUGGAAAAAAAAAAGCUCAACUAAAAAAGCAGUGGCAAAUAUAAAUUCUCAUAUCUCAUGUUUCUCUACAGUGUGGGGGCAUUCUUGCAACAGAUGAAUAUUCGUGGACAAGCUAGUCAGGAAUCUUUCAUUUUGAAGGUCACAAAUUUGUGUUAAAAUUAUUCCUGAUUUUACUUUGUUGUGUCAUGCUACAGUUUACUAUUAGAUGCAAUUAUAUUUUGUGUUUCUGUUUAUUGUUCUGGCCAGUUUUGUUGAUUUUGAGCCUGUUUGCACAUGCUUGUGUUUCCUACUGUUUUUAAUUUUCCUUGUUGUGUUCUUAAAAUUUCCACAAUGCUAGUAUUUUGAAUUAUAUUGUGUAGUGAUAAUGAUGUGUCCUUUGGUAUUUUGUUUCUUCCUGAAGUUUCAGAGGUGUUUGUAUUGUUUCAUCCUGAAAGUUUCCAUGGUUUUGUAGUGUCCACUUUGCACGUAUCUUCUUAUAACCAAUGUUUUUAUUCAGAAUAAUAAUAGGAUUUGUAUAAUGCAUUUCCCCACAUAAAGGCAAGCUCAAUAUGCUUCACAAGAGACCAGAGUAGUGGAGAAAGAGUCCAUGUGAUGUAGACGUCACAGUUGAGUACAAACAAGCACAAUAUAGACAAAAAUGCACCAGUUAGCAAUGCAGGAACUUGAAGGAAUGCAGAUAAAGGACGACAGGAUGAAUGAGUUAUAGUUGGUGUUUCUGAAAGAGAUAUGUUUGAAGUUUGCAUUGGAAGGUAUGUAUUGACUCCGUUGUGCAGAAAGAUCAAGGCAGGUCAUUCCAAAUGCUAGGGCAAGAAAAAGAGAAAGAGCGAUGGCUGAACGUCUCCAGUUUGAUACAUGGAUACAGAGAAACCUGACUAGGGCUGAGUGAACUGACCUGCGAGGCUGACAUGGCAGCACAAGUUCUGCAGAUAUAAUAAUAAGCAUUAUUCUCAUCAAAGUCUUCCCAACACAAGUUUUUAUUUCAUUUGCAUAUAACUCUGUAUAUACUAAGAGGUAUCUUAAGGUUUUCCUUUUCUCUUUGACAAAUAUGUCCAGAGGAUGUAGUGGCGUGGCAAGAGACUUGGAAAAAUUGUAAGGAAGGUAAAACUUCAGCUUUCACAAUUUUUUUAGGCAACAUCUUUUUUGCAGCAUUCAUUCUGGCAUGACUUUGAAAAAGGAUGAAAUCAUCUUUGUUGACUAGCACUGGCUGUAUUUUAUGACUCCACUGCACAAGGCAUGGAACAUCAAGAUUCACAUCGCCAUAUCUGAAUGUAACAAACCAUUUCUAUCCUUUUUUUGCCAGUGCCAAGAGGUUAUAACAAUCUGUAUAUUAUUACAGUCUUCCUCCAUCACAUUAUGUCCCAGUUUGAAUUUGUAUGGAGCCACAAAAAGUCCAACAUCAUUGGAGGUUUUUUUCCCUCCAUUUGUCUGACCCAUACAGGAUGAUGUUAGAUUUAGCACUGUCACCGAUAUAUAAAAUGGACAGCUGGAGGUCUGUUAAGGCCAAUAUUUUUAGCCACUCACAGGAUGAGAGGGAACUAAUGGUAAAGAUCUAUUUAAGGAAAUAGAGAUGUAAUUCAUCUGAAAACUUAGAUGUUAUUGUGUUCCACUUCUAUUACAGAUAGCCUUUGAUGUUGUCUCAAGGCUCAGUUCAGGUAAGACACAGUUUUUGUCAACAACUGUUUAUCAGUAAUUUAUAGAACAGCAAAGUUCUCUCACUGUGGUAAAAACUUCACCUAACUUCAAAUUGUCAGGAAAGAGAGCUGACCCAAAGAGGUUGAAUUUCUUGCAAUUUUUACUAAUCUGCAAGCACGGCUUUACUGCAUCCUUUUCUGUUGACUUCAUACCUAUAUUCUACAUCAGUCGUGCCCAAACUUUUCUCACUUAAGGGUCACAUUGGACAUGAUCUAAAAUCUCGCAGGCCAGAACAUGGCAGUUUUACCAGAAUCAUGAAUUUAAAAAUGAACUUAUGCUGUGUCUGAGCAGGCCAGAUGAGGCACCUUCGUGGGCCAGAUGUGGCCUGAAGGCUGUAGGUUGGGCACCCUUGUUCUACGUGGUGCUUAUAAUAAUGUCUGAAGUUUUUUUUUAAAUGGUCAGAUGUAUGAAGUGGGUCAAUAGCUCUAGCCUCUAACUCCAAGAUUGCUAUGAAGCAGAAUAAUUUGAUCAAUGUCAUAGUGCUCUGAUUAUUACUGAAGUUGUCUUUGAGGUGUCAUCUUUUAUUUUUAUAACCUUGCUUUGUACAUUAAGCUUCAGACACAAGAAGCAGACCUUAGGUACUCUGGGCCAGAGUGCUGGCACCUUAAACCUGCAAUUAUAUCAUCAGGGAAUAUUGUAUCUUGCCAAACCUUAAAAAAAAUGAUACCCACAUUUCAGUUAACUCCCUUUUAAUAGGAUCACCGUUCUGUUAUCAGAUUGUUUCAUAUAGAUGAGAAAACAUUUAGUUUGAUCAAGCUGACAUGUGUUAGAUCAUUGUUGAUGCAUCCUGUUACAGACAAGACGUAACGAUGACGUGAAAAGCUGGCGUGGAAGGAGAAUCAUGUGAUCUUACAGGAGUGACAGUUGAAAAAAAGAAAUAUAUGAUUUUGAUUAGUCAUUUUUUUUAGUUAAAAUGAAGACAGAUUAAUGAGCUUGUGUAAUAUUUUCUUAGGUCAUCAUAGUGCAGUGCAAAGGCCAGUCACAACAGAGAUGAAUGCUGUUGAUUCUACUGUACUCUCAUCCCCAUUCUUUAAAUGUACUGAUCUAAAUCAACUGCUUUAUUAUUAAUUUAAUAAUGUUCUAAUUAUAGUCAAAAUAAAUUUAGUGAAUACAAAAAA